Oncorhynchus keta (chum salmon) is the source of this 1601-nucleotide messenger RNA. Its product is annotated as galanin receptor type 1-like. Gene Ontology annotation, molecular function: G protein-coupled receptor activity. Gene Ontology annotation, biological process: G protein-coupled receptor signaling pathway. The transcript is spliced from 3 exons. The record is from RefSeq and is a predicted model, not a curated record. NCBI's taxonomy places the organism in Eukaryota, Metazoa, Chordata, Actinopteri, Salmoniformes, Salmonidae. Bases 177 to 539 code for a protein of 120 amino acids. Gene Ontology annotation, cellular component: membrane.
GACUCAAUUUGUCGGGGGGCAUGGACUCUACAAGGUGCCGAAAGUGUUCCACAGGGAUGCUGACCCAUGUUGACUCCAACGCUUCCCACAGUGUCAGGUUGGCUGGAUGUCCUUUGGGUGGUGGAACAUUCUGGAAACACACAUGAGAAACUGUGUUAUUCCAUCUCCACAAGAAGAUGAAGAAUAUGUCCAAGAAAUCAGAACGCUCAAAAAGAAAGACAGCCCAGACGGUCCUCCUGGUGGUCGCAGCCUUCCUGACCUGUUGGAUGCCUCAUCACGUCAUCGCCAUGUGGGUGGAGUUUGGAGUGUUCCCGCUCAACGACGCCUCUUUCGCGUUACGGAUCAUCUCCCACUGCCUGGCGUACGGGAACUCCUGCAUCAACCCCAUCCUGUACGCCUUUCUGUCAGAGAACUUCCGGAAGGCCUGUCGCCAGGUGUUCACCUGUCGGUUCCUCUACCCUCCACCCCCACAGGAGAAGGUGGUGCGCAUCCGCAUGGAGAACUUCUCAACUACACACUCUAUUACCACUAAUAUCUGACACCACACACUCUAUUACCACUAAUAUCUGACACCACACACUCUAUUACCACUAAUAUCUGACACCACACACUCUAUUACCACUAAUAUCUGACACCACACACUCUAUUACCACUAAUAUCUGACACCACACACUCUAUUACCACUAAUAUCUGACACCACACACUCUAUUACCACUAAUAUCUGACACCACACACUCUAUUACCACUAAUAUCUGACACCACACACUCUAUUACCACUAAUAUCUGACACCACACACUCUAUUACCACUAAUAUCUGACACCACACACUCUAUUACCACUAAUAUCUGACACCACACACUCUAUUACCACUAAUAUCUGACACCACACAUUCUAUUACCACUAAUAUCUGACACCACACACUCUAUUACCACUAAUAUCUGACACCACACACUCUAUUACCACUAAUAUCUGACACCACACACUCUAUUACCACUAAUAUCUGACACCACACAUUCUAUUACCACUCAUAUCUGGCACCACACCACACACUCUAUUACCACUAAUAUCUGACACCACACACUCUAUUACCACUAAUAUCUGACACCACACACUCUAUUACCACUAAUAUCUGACACCACACAUUCUAUUACCACUCAUAUCUGGCACCACACCACACACUCUAUUACCACUAAUAUCUGACACCACACAUUCUAUUACCACUAAUAUCUGACACCAUACACUCUAUUACCACUAAUAUCUGACACCACACAUUCUAUUACCACUAACAUCUGACACCACACACUCUAUUACCACUAAUAUCUGACACCACACACUCUAUUACCACUAAUAUCUGACACCACACACUCUAUUACCACUAAUAUCUGACACCACACACUCUAUUACCUCUAAUAUCUGACACCACACACUCUAUUACCACUAAUAUCUGACACCACACAUUCUAUUACCACUAACAUCUGACACCACACACUCUAUUACCACUCAUUUCUGACACCACACAUUCUAUUACCACUAUUAUCUGACACCACACACUCUGUUACCACUCAUAUCUGACACCACACACUCUAUUACCACUCAAAUCU